CCGCGCGCAACAUCCGUGUUUUUCCUCUGUGCCGAGAGAAGCGAGAAGCGAAGGGUGGCUGCAAGCGUUGGUGUUGUGAAGUUGCGGCUAUUGUUGAUGCUUUAGCGUCUCUCUGUUUGUCAAAGAAGUCUUGUCGUUUCGUGAUCAAAAUUAAAUUGUGAAGUCAACAUGGAUGAAGACUUACCUUAUCGUGCCGAGUAUGCUAAAAGUGCUCGAGCCUCCUGCAAAACCUGCAAAGGCCCAAUCGCUAAGGAUGUCCUUAGGCUCGCUGUGCUAGUGCAGUCUAGCAGGUUUGAUGGAAAAAUGACCCUCUGGCACCAUUUUGAAUGUUUCUUCACUAAGCAACGGCCCAAGACAGUUGGAGACAUUGCCCAUUUUGAUUCUUUGAGAUACGAUGACCAAGAAAAGAUCAAAGCUAAAAUUGACAACUGUGGCCCAGCUCCAGCAGCUAAUGGCAAAGGCAAAGGGAAAAAACGAGCAGCUGUUGCUGCUGGUGUUCAAGAUUUCUCUGUUGAAUAUGCAAAAUCUAACAGGGCUGAGUGUAGGGGGUGUGAGCAGAAAAUUAUGAAGGAUGUUGUCCGUAUUUCAAAGAAAGAUUUUCAGAGUGAAUCUGGUAAAAAAUUUGGAGGAGAGAACCUCUGGCACCAUGUAGAAUGUUUUGCUAAGUUAAGAGAUGAAUUGCAAUUUUGGGCAUCAGGUGCAGAUUUACCUGGUUUCUUUACUCUUACCAAAGAAGAUCAACAGACAUUGAAGGAACAAUUGCCAAAAGUGACACCGAAAGUUGUCAAAGAUGAAGUUGAUGGUGUCACCCCAGCCAAAAAGAUUAAAUCUGAAAAACUUGAUAAUGAAGAGGAAGAGGAAAUAAAAAGGCAGAACAUCAUCUUGUAUGGAUAUCGAGAUAAACUCAAGGAGCAACUCAAAAAGAAAGAGCUCGAGGCACUGUUUGUGUACAAUAAACAAGCUAUACCUAGUGGCCAAGAGCAGAUGUUGGAUAGGCUUGGAGACAUCAUGACCUUUGGUAAACUUCUUCCAUGUCCUGUAUGUAAAGAUGGACAAUUUGUAUUCAGAUCAGGUGUUGGCUAUCAAUGCUUAGGAAAUAUUUCUGAGUGGGCAAAAUGUGAAAACAGAACGCUUGACCCCCCACGAGGUACAUUCAGGGUCCCUAAAGAUCUGAAAGAAAGUUAUCCUUUCCUAGAAAGUUACAAGUACAAGCCAGAAAAGCGAAUCAUCAAAAUUGUUCCAUCAUCGACCGCCUCCUCUUCUGUGACAUCUCAUCAAGUGAAGUCAGAACCUGGAUCAGUCACAAAAUCCAUACCAAAAGUCAACAGGCCACCUCCACCAUUUGACAAUUUAGAAUUUGUGAUCCUUGGUAAAUUAAAAAUGGAUAAAGAUGAACUUAAGAAUUUGAUCACUAAAAAUGGUGGAAAAGUUGGCUCUAAAAUUCACUCUAAAACUUUUGCUGUUAUUUCUACUGCAGCUGAAGUGGAGCGGCUUAAUAGUCGCAUGGAACAAGCCCAAGAUGAAGAUGUGCAUGUUGUAUCAGAGGAUUUUGUCAAGGCUGUACUUGAUGGAGAAUCUGCCCUCAAAGCUGUUGAUAAGAUGUCUAUUGCACCUUGGGGUGGUGAUCCCACAAAAAGAAUUCCUGAGAAGAAGGAAUCUCUGAAGUCCAAAAGUGCAAGCAUGUAUAAGAGCAAGUCUGGAACUGUUAAGUUGAAGCUGAAAGAUGGAUCAGCUGUUGACCCAGAUUCUGGUUUGGAAGACAGAGCUCAUGUUUAUAAAGAUGGUAAAACUAUUUAUAAUGCUGCUCUUAGCAUCACAGACAUCCAAAAAGAUAAAAACAGCUUUUACAAACUUCAAAUUUUGGAGGCUGAUAAGUCAAAACGCUACUGGCUAUUCCGUUCUUGGGGACGCAUUGGUACGACUAUUGGUGGGACCAAGCUGGAAGAUAUGUCUUUAGAAGAUGCCAUUGAUACCUUUGAAGACCUGUAUCAUGAAAAAAGUGGUAACUCAUGGUCCAACCGCAAUCACUUUGUCAAAGUGCCUGGUAGAAUGUACCCAAUGGAAGUGGAUUAUGGCAAUGAGGAAAAGGCUCUUAAAUUGGCAGAUGCUCAAAGUAAUGUCAAGUCCAAGUUGGCUAAAUCUGUCCAAGAUCUCAUAAAAACAAUAUUUGAUGUGGAAACAAUGAAAAAGUGCAUGAUGGAGUUUGAGCUGGAUCUUGAAAAGAUGCCCUUGGGAAAGCUUAGUCAGAAACAGUUGCUUCAAGCCUAUUCUGUCUUGAAGGAUGCUUUGGAGCUUGUGCAGAAAGAGGACAAGGAAGGAGUGACUGGUCCAAACUCACGUGCCAAGUACAUUGAUCUCACAAAUCGUUUCUUCACCCUUGUACCUCAUGACUUCGGUGUGGACAAGCCCCCUCUCCUCAACACUGAGGAGCUUAUUAAGCAAAAAAUGAACAUUAUUGACAACUUACUUGAGAUUGAAAUUGCGUACAACUUAUUGGAGGGUGGAGCUAGCAGUGACAAUGUGCAUCCCAUUGAUGCCCAAUAUGAGAAACUCAAGGCUGAUAUUGAAGUUUUGGAUAAAAAUGCUGAAGAGUAUAAGUUACUCGAGACUUAUGUCAAGAAUACUCACGCAUCUACCCACACACAAUAUUCUCUUGAAAUUGAUGAAGUGUUCAAAGUGCGGAGGCAUGGAGAAGAGCGUAAAUACAAACCAUUUGAGAAAUUGCACAACAAAAAAUUGUUGUGGCACGGGUCAAGGCUUACAAAUUAUGCUGGUAUUCUUUCUCAGGGUCUUCGCAUUGCUCCACCUGAAGCCCCAGUCACUGGCUACAUGUUUGGAAAGGGUGUUUACUUUGCAGAUAUGGUCUCUAAAUCUGCUAACUAUUGUUGUACCUCCAAAUCAAACCCUAUUGGUUACAUGCUGUUGUGUGAGGUUGCAUUGGGAAAUAUGUAUGAACGUACCCGGGCUGAUUUCAUAGAAAAACUUCCUAAGGGAAAGCACAGUUGCAAAGGUGUGGGUAAAUCUGAACCCGAUCCAGCUGAAUCUGUGAAAACUAAAGAUGGGGUGGAAAUUCCCCUUGGCAAAGGUGUCACUGAUCUUGAGAAGGACUCUACUCUUCUGUACAACGAGUAUAUUGUUUACGAUACCGCUCAGGUGAAGUUCCAAUAUCUCUUCAAGAUGAAGUUCAAGUAUUUGUAAACUUCUUGGUAAGAUAGAAGACAUCACCUGCUUGGCCAAGGUGAACAAAGAACUCACGAACCAGUACUUAUUU
Thrips palmi is the source of this 3271-nucleotide messenger RNA. RefSeq names its product poly [ADP-ribose] polymerase (gene Parp1). Gene Ontology annotation, cellular component: nucleus. Gene Ontology annotation, molecular function: DNA binding; NAD+ poly-ADP-ribosyltransferase activity; zinc ion binding. The record is from RefSeq and is a predicted model, not a curated record. Lineage: Eukaryota; Metazoa; Arthropoda; Insecta; Thysanoptera; Thripidae. The transcript has 20 exons. Bases 169 to 3198 code for a protein of 1009 amino acids.